Acromyrmex echinatior (Panamanian leafcutter ant) is the source of this 1828-nucleotide messenger RNA. It is a transcript of the gene Actbeta, whose product is annotated as inhibin subunit beta. Gene Ontology annotation, molecular function: cytokine activity; growth factor activity. Gene Ontology annotation, cellular component: extracellular region. NCBI's taxonomy places the organism in Eukaryota, Metazoa, Arthropoda, Insecta, Hymenoptera, Formicidae. The record is from RefSeq and is a predicted model, not a curated record.
UGACUCGCUGUCGAGAUGCACCAGGUGCCCUACGGACACAGCGGUAUCUCAAGCGAAAACCGAAACGACAGGAUCUUCUGGGAGCAGCAGCAGCAUCAGCAGCCCGAGUGCACCAGGCGAGUGUUGCAACAGCAGCAGCCUAGAUCUCGCGGUCGUGCCCGUGCUCGUGCCCGUGCUCGUGCUCGUGCUCGUGCCCGCGCCCGUGCUCGUGCCCGAUUACGACGGCACGACGCCGGGCCCGACGUGGACCGCGUGUCCUCCCUGCAUUGUCUGGGCCCGGUGCGCACCGUUCACGCUAGUGCCCCGCCGUCGCUGCCAUCCAAUUUGCUGCUCAUAGGAUUGGCUCUCUGUUGUCUCGCCCUACCGGCGGUACAGCCGCGUCUCAGCGGCCACCAUCAGACGUGUCCGGGUUGCCCACAUCAACAACAGCAGCAACAACAUCACCAUCAUCAUCACGUUCACCAUGAGGGUCCGCCGAGGGGCGGCCUGUUCAAAGACACCGCCACGCCUAGCCCCGAUGAUCUUAGGUUGGAGGCGAUCAAACAUCAGAUCUUGCAGAAACUUGGCUUGAGGACUCGCCCGGACGUUAACAGGACGUUGGCCACCGUGCCCCGGCACUUGGCCCUGGAGACCCUUUAUCGGGCGGAGGCGCAAACGCCGCCGCGCUACUCCGACCGGUCGAGGGUCGACUACGAGAGUGAAUAUUCGGGCGAGUUCCUUUACGGCGGCGACGAGUACUCGUAUAGGAAUCUAGAUCAGGAGACCACUACCACCGAGGGUAACGCUAGGACCACCGCUAAGUCCUAUCAGGGCUACGAUGAUGUUCAGGAGGAGCUAGAUGAUUUCUACGCGAGAACUUCGGAGAUUAUCACCUUCGCCGAACCUGGGCACACGUUGAAUGGCCAGCCAUUGCUGGAAUUUCCGAUGUCGAGUGGCGAACCGGCAUUGGAACCUCUGAGAAUCAAAAGGGCCACCUUGUGGGCGAGAGUUGAGCUCAAGCAUGCCCAUCACUAUCAGCAUCAUCGUCACAGUCAGAUAAACCAAAGAAAUAUCACUCUCUGGGUAUUCAGAGUGCACUGCGGUAAUACGACACAUCUCCGAGGCAAGGAACUCGGGCAACACUUAGAGAUGGUGACAUCUCUUGUUGUGAACGUCGGCCAGCUCGGCUGGCAGAAAUUCGACGUGACGAAGGUCGUCAGCAGAUGGUACACGACGAACUACUCGAAAGAUAAACUGACGUUACUCGUCGACUGCAGCGGGUGCGGCUCGCAUGUCCACGUAUCGACCUUCGAUGGACAUUCGCCGCACGUGAUCGAGUCGUCCCUAAAUUCGAAAGCCGAUCACGAUCCGGAUAGACCGUUUCUAGUCGUGCGUACAGAUCCAGCGGCCGCGAAGCGCGUUAGAAGACGAGCGAUCGAGUGCAGCGGCGCGAUAAAAGGUCAAUGCUGUAAGCAGAGGUUCUACGUCAGCUUCUCUCAGCUUGGGUGGGACGAUUGGAUUAUCGCUCCUCAGGGAUACUACGCCAAUUACUGCAGAGGAGACUGCGCGGCUGGUCACAGAACGCCGGACACGUUUCUCAACUAUUACACCCACGUGAUUGAGGAAUACCGGAAGAUGGAUCGGCUGGCCGGCAUGCAACCGUGCUGCGCGCCUCUCAAGUUCUCACCCAUGUCGCUCAUCUACUACGGCCCGGACUCGAAUAUAAUCAAAAGAGACCUACCGAAGAUGGUAGUGGACGAGUGUGGUUGUCCUUAAAAAUGCGACACGGAGACGAAAGAGCACGGUCGAAAAACAUCGUCGUGCUUCUGCCUUGUAAAAAAAAAAAAAA